Messenger RNA from Neolamprologus brichardi, 3166 nucleotides. RefSeq names its product hyaluronidase 1 (gene hyal1). Gene Ontology annotation, biological process: carbohydrate metabolic process; hyaluronan catabolic process. Gene Ontology annotation, cellular component: cytoplasmic vesicle. Gene Ontology annotation, molecular function: hyalurononglucosaminidase activity. The record is from RefSeq and is a predicted model, not a curated record. Lineage: Eukaryota; Metazoa; Chordata; Actinopteri; Cichliformes; Cichlidae.
UGAGACUUGUGGGUAUUUCACAAGGCCACAAGCUCCAAUCCUUCUCUACUUAUAAAGUCGGGAUGAGGUCCUUGAAGCCCGCGGUGCUGCUGCACUUAAUUCUGAUCAGCCUCGUCUCAGGGCUGCAUUAUCCAAAUUCACCUUUUUCCAAAGUGCCUUUCCUGACUGUGUGGAACGCCCCAACUGCCAAAUGCCUCUCUCAGUAUGGCGUUAACCUUGACCUGGGGAUGUUUAACAUUGUCCACAACCAGAAUCAAACCUUUAUGGGUCAGAACAUAACCAUCUUUUAUGAUGAUAAGCUUGGUCUGUAUCCAAGGUAUUCCCCUCAGGGAGAGGCUAUUAAUGGCGGGGUUCCACAAAACAGCAGCCUUGAUAAACAUCUCAAAGUUGCCAGUGAGAAUGUAAACACCUAUAUCCCUGACACGGGUUUCCCAGGCCUGGGUGUGGUGGAUUGGGAAAGUUGGAGACCUGAAUGGGAGAGAAACUGGGACACUAAGAAGAUAUACCAGAACGGGUCAAAAGCACUAGUGAGGUCUAAGCAUCCAGACUGGAGCCCCAAACAAGUAGAUGACGCAGCACGCAUGGAGUUUAGCAAAGCUGCGAGGAAUUUCAUGGAGGAAACUCUGAAACUGGGGCAGGCGGCAAGACCAGAUGGUUUGUGGGGCUAUUAUGGUUUUCCAAACUGCUACAACUACUACAGCAACAAAAGCACAGGCUACACAGGGGAGUGUCCAGCUGUGGAGUUAAAGAGAAAUGACAGGCUUCUCUGGCUGUGGAGCACCUCCUCUGCUCUGUAUCCCGACAUCUAUCUCAGCGUCCAGAUGCAAGGUCUCAGCAGAGAAGUGCUCCUCUACUGCCACCACCGCAUCCUGGAGGCAAUGAGAGUAGCGGAUCAGGUGACUCCGUUCGCACCGCCCGUGUACGCCUAUGCUCGCAUCGUCUAUACAUACACGCUGGAAUUUCUCUCUCAGGAGCACCUGGUCUACACUAUUGGAGAGAGUGCCGCUUUAGGCUCUGCUGGUGUAGUUCUUUGGGGUGACUACGCUCUUUCCAAAACUCAGGCUACCUGUGCUGCCGUCAAGUCCUACAUCGAUAACACUCUGGGUCCUUACCUGGUAAACGUGACAUCAGCGGCUACGCUUUGCAGUCAGACCAUGUGUUCCUCUCAUGGACGGUGUCAGAGGAAGGAUCCACAGUCGAAGGCCUACCUCCACCUUGACCCUGCAUCGUGGAAGGUGGUGUCCAAGAGGAAACCAAAUGGAUGGAGGAAAUACAGAGUUUUAGGACAUUUGCAGCCACGUCAUGUAAAGCUAAUGGAGUCUGAGUUUCAGUGCAGGUGUUACGCUGGGUGGAGGGGUCAGAGCUGCUCUGAGCCUGUUCAGCUAUAAGACUUAGGCACUUUUGAAACUAGUAGCUAAUUAAUGGCUGAAUUAAUGGUGAAUGUAUCAAGAUACACUAAGACACUUUAUUAGGUACACCUGGUUAGUACCUGGCUGGACCCUCUUCUGCCCUAAUUCUUUGUGGCAUAGAUUCAACAAAGUGCAGGAAACUUUCCUCAGACAUUUUGGUCCACACUGACUUGAUAACAUCACGCCGUUGCUGCCGAUUUGUCAGCUGCACAUUCAUGGUGCAAGCCUCUGAUAUCACCACAUCCUAAUGGUGCUCUUUUGGAUUGAGAUCUGGUGACUGUGGAGGCCGUUUGAGUGCACUGUCAUGUUCAAAAAACUAAUUUGAGACAAUUUGAGCUUUGGGAUAUGAAAGCAUCUAUCAGAAUAUGAAUACACUGUUGUCAUAAAGGGAUAGCUAUGUUCAGCAACAAUACUCAGGUAGGCUACGGUGCCCAAAAUGUGCUAAGAGAAAAUCCCUCACACCACUAUAUCAUCACCACCAGCAUGAGCCGUUCAUACAAGGCAGGAUGGAUCCAUGUUUACAUGUUGUUUACACUAAAUUCUGACUGUACCAUCCCAGUUUCACAGCAGAAACUGAGCCUUGGCAGACCAGGCAAAACUUUUAUAAUCUUCUAUUGUCCAACUCUGGUGACCUUAUUCGAAUGGUACCCUUAGUUUCCUAUUCUUAGCUGAGAGGAGGAGCACCCGGUGUGGGCUUCUGCUGCUGCUUCUGUUUCAAAAUUUGAUGCCUCAUUUGUUCAGAGAUGUUCUUCUGCAUACCUUGUGGUAAUGAGUUGACCUCUGACCUCCAGUAUCAACAGGAAAUUUUCCCCCAGAGUAACUGCUGCUCAUGGGAUAUUUCCUCUUUUUCAGAUCAUUCUCUGCAAACCUUAGAGAUAAUUGUGUGGGAAAAUCCCAGAAGAUCAGCAGUUUCUGAAAUGCUCAGGCUAACCUAUCUGGCACCAACAACCAUGCCAUGUUCGAAGUCACAUAAAAUCGCCUUUCUUCCACAUUCCGAUACUCAGUUUGAGAAGCAGGUCGUCUCGACCGUGUCUGCAUUCCUAACGAGGCAUUAUCCCAUGCAUCAAUAAGCUGUUAGACAGAUGUACCUAAUAAAAUGUCCGGUGAUUGUAUAUUAUUAUUUGAGUGAAAGAAAUCAGCUUUAAACUUUUAUGCAACUACAGUUUUUACAGAGGGUUUCCUCUACUGCAGUAUUUUGUUUUAUUACUUUGAACUUUUCUUACUUUGUCCAUAAUAAGGUUGGGCACAGAGUCUGAAUUCAGAGCUCACUUUUCUGUUCUUUAAGUAACACGCCCUAGUAAGGCGUGUUACUAGGGGUAAAAAAAAAUCUCAGCUUAUCAGUGAAGGAGCACUGGUGUCCAGCAGCUGAACAAUGCAGUAUUUGUAUACUCAGAGACAUUCUGAUUUCAUUUAGGGAAAAGGUUUGAUUGCAACUCCGUCCUGUAUUCACGUGAAACAAAGAAGCAAGAAACAACCUACUGUCAAGACUGAGCAAUGAUUUAAAGUUGAAAUAUUUAAAUACAUUGUAAAUACAUACAAGAGUUUUUUGGGGGUAAAAACGGUUACAAAUUAGUGCUCAGAGAACACUAUUAUAAUCUCUUUAAUCAUUUGUGCAAGGACCAAUUAAUGCAUGAAACCUGCGGGUGUUCUCCUGGAUUUUAAACGUCAGAACUGGAUGAUCAUGGCUGCUGUAGCACCAUCUCUCUUUUCCUUGAUAGUUUAUUUCCAUAAUAAAGUCAUAUAUAUUUGAUACUUUA